Messenger RNA from Pristis pectinata (smalltooth sawfish), 1586 nucleotides. Its product is annotated as regulator of G-protein signaling 8-like. The record is from RefSeq and is a predicted model, not a curated record. Lineage: Eukaryota; Metazoa; Chordata; Chondrichthyes; Rhinopristiformes; Pristidae. The transcript has 6 exons. Bases 260 to 1006 code for a protein of 248 amino acids.
AAUCCUCCCUUUCUCAUUCCUCCCCCCUCAUCCUGACCCUCCUCCCACGCCAGAUAAAUUCUGUAUGUAUAUUCGGGCUCUGAAUGCAUUACUGUCUCGAGUAAGGACACAGAAGGAGCUUGGUAUAGGCUGUGCCCUCAGAGACUACAGAAGCCAACAAUAGCUCUAGUUUGUUAGGAUGCAAAACUGGCAUUCGGACCAUUUCCCCCAGUGAGACUUCAGCAGAAACAGAGCAAGAAAUCUGGCUCCACACAAGCCGAUGUACCAAGAGGUGCCCGACAGCUUCAGUCAAAGCAUUCCUGCUCCAUUGCAGACCACCAACUGCAAGAAAAGCCAUUUUAGAGCCUCAUUUACAUUGUUUACAAGUGCCAGAAAGCUCAGCUUGUCACAGCUUCCGACAGACAGCUUACCCGACUACGGAAUUCACAAAGGAAAACCCACCAAGAAAAAGACCAGCACAACACAGGCCAGAGCAAUGAAGACCCGACUGGGCUGCUUAUCACAGAAAUCCGACUCCUACAGUGACUUCAGCGCUUUUCUCCCCAAUAAACACGAGAAGCCGAUCAGAUGCUUGAAGUUGUCCACAGAGGAAGCUGUGCAAUGGACAGAAUCAUUCCGUGUACUUCUGGAUCAUAAGUAUGGUUUGGCUGCCUUCAGAGCUUUCCUUUGCUCUGAAUACAGCGAAGAGAACAUCGAGUUCUGGCUGGCCUGUGAGGACUACAAGAAAACCAAAUCGCCCGCAAAACUGACUUCAAAGGCGAAGAAGAUCUACUCAGAAUUUAUAGAUGUUCAAGCUCCAAGGGAGGUAAACAUCGACUUUCAGACACGCGAGCUCACCAAGAAGAACCUGCUGGAGCCUGACCACGCCUGCUUUAACGAUGCCCAAAAGAGAGUCUACAGCCUAAUGGAGAGGGACUCGUACCCCAGGUUCCUGAGGUCAAAGGUCUACUUGGAUGUGUUAAACCAGACCCACAGUAACAGUCAAACACAAAGGAGAUUCAGCUGAGGAAGACAGCACAAAGCCAAGCUUGCGUGCUCAGUUCACUCUUGCCCCACCAUCUGCACCUUCCAAGUCAUGAGUUUCACUCUGCUGUUGUAAAUUAUUGUUGCAGUGAAGAUUGGAAAACUUCCCUUACGGUGCUCCCUCUGCUCCUGAUUUCCAGCCAUUACAUGGAAUGCAGUUUUGUUCAACAGCAAUCCUUACCCAAUGGACUUACCCUCAGUGCCAGUCUCCUGUCUCCAACUUGCCCUUGCCAUCAAGUUAUUUAAAACUGUUUCUUAACCAUCAAAAAAGCAUGUUGAAACAAGCUUUGCCUGUCCUUAAAAUCUCCAAACUGUAAUGGCGAUAGAAGAUCAAAUAUACAGGAUUUUAGUGCGCAUAUACUUAAGUGUUCAAAGUGAAAGCAAUAGUUUUAAAUCAAUGCGUUAGUAUUUAUGAUACAAUGUACAUUUGUUGGCUAAACACUCUGUAAGUGAAAAAGACACAUUUUUAUUAAGUGCAUUUCCCUGUGUUUAUUUAUCAGCCCAGCCCCCUUUAGUCUGAGUAUAUUUAUUAAAUGAGACAAGAAUAAAAUGUGUUUGUGAGG